Penicillium vulpinum is the source of this 1875-nucleotide messenger RNA. RefSeq names its product GMC family oxidoreductase. NCBI's taxonomy places the organism in Eukaryota, Fungi, Ascomycota, Eurotiomycetes, Eurotiales, Aspergillaceae. The record is from RefSeq and is a predicted model, not a curated record. Bases 1 to 1875 code for a protein of 624 amino acids. Gene Ontology annotation, molecular function: oxidoreductase activity, acting on CH-OH group of donors; flavin adenine dinucleotide binding. The transcript is spliced from 4 exons.
AUGGCCCAAAAUCCAACCUGCACCGUUGAAGAAUUCACCCGCACGACAUUUGACUAUGUCAUCUGCGGCGGAGGAACUGCAGGACUCGCUCUUGCAGCGCGCCUCAGCGAAAAUCCCGAUAUAAUAGUCGGUGUUAUUGAAGCUGGCAAGUAUCGCAUUGGAGAUCCGUUAGUUGAUACUCCUGCGGCAUUCAGCCAGAUGUUUGAGAACCCCGAGUAUGAUUGGUGUAUGUAUACGGUGCCACAGGAAAACAAUCAUGGCCUGUCCCACCAUAUGCCGCGUGGAAAGCUCCUUGGUGGAUCCAGUGGUAUCAAUUAUAUGAUGUAUGUGCGAGGAUCGACGCAGGAUUACGAUGACUGGGCAGAGCUAGUAGGGGAUGAUGGGUGGCGUGGGGAGCAUAUGCAGGGAUAUAUGCGAAAGCAUCAGACUGACGAAAUGAAGACCCUCGAGCCAAUCGACCCAGCCAUCACCGAUCGCUCCACAAUGCCCCUCGUAGGCGAAUUCCACGGCACGAGCGGGCCCGUCCGCACCAGCUUCAAUGAUUCCUUCCUGCCAAUAGAGAUCGACAUCAUCAAGGCCUGUGAAGAUGUGACUGGCAUCACAACCAAGCCCAGUGACCCAUGGAGUGGUGACCAUAUCGGCUUCUACCGCACCCUCGGCGCGGUUGUUCGAACCGGCCCGGACAAGGGAAAACGUAGCUACUCCGCACGAGGAUACUAUGAAGCGAACCGCGCGACUCGACCGAACCUCAAAGUGCUCUGCGAAGCCCUUGUCAACCGCGUGGUACUAGAUGGAAACAGGGCCAUCGGCGCAAGCCUCACACAUGACGGAGUCGAGUACCAAGUCUCCGCUCGACGCGAAGUAAUCGUGAGCGGCGGCACAAUGAAAAGUCCACAGAUCCUCGAGCUAUCAGGGAUCGGUGACCCGGAGAUCCUCAAAGCCGCGGGCGUCGAGUGCAAGAUUGCCAAUACUGGCGUCGGCGCAAACGUCCAAGACCACUCCAUCACCUUAAUCAUGAUGGAUGUCCAGCCUGGCGCCGUCACCCUAGAUACUCUAUCCCAGGUGCCCGGGGAAAUGGAGGCUGCCGCUAAGCAGUAUGCUGAAACCAGCGAUGGACUACUCAGCUCCAUCGCCAGCAUGCAGGGCUUCUUCCCGGCAAAGAAAAUCCUCUCAGACACAGAGCUGGCAGAUAUCAUCAGGAGCAUUCGGGAUAUCGAGCCGACAAGCGCAUUCCACGCGAAACAGCUCGCUCAGACUAUCGCGCACCUUGAGAGCGAUCACUCUGCCAAUAUGCAGAUUGUUACAGUGCCAACUUCCAUGAACACAGACGGCGUAGAGCAUCAGAGCAAGAUAAUCGUACCGCGUCCGGCUGAUGAGCCGGCUGGUUUGACCUUAGCGCUUUGUCUGCAGUAUCCCGUAGCUAGAGGGUCUAUCCAUAUUGAGAGUGCAGACCCAACUAAACAGCCUGUCAUCGACCCUAACUACGGUGGUCACUCAUCCGACAUCUCCCUCCUGGCGGCGUUCCUGCGCUGGAGUGAUCAAGUAACGGAAUCAAAGCACCUGAAGCCUUCAUUCCUGCGACGCACGUACCCCGAGCCUAGUAUCAACCUGCAGGACAUGGAUAUGGCCCGACGAGCGGUGCAUGACCUUGUUGCGGGUGAGUACCAUAUCAGCGGGUCUGUUGCUAUGGGCGAUGCCUUGGACAGCAGAUUGAGGGUGAAGGGCGUUGAGGGAUUGCGUGUUGCUGAUGCAUCGGUGUUCCCAAAUAAUGUUUCCGGGAAUAUUGUCAGUAGUGUUUACGCUGUUGCGGAGAAGGCGGCGGAUAUGAUUCGCGAAGAUUGGGAUUUGAGGGCUGGCAAGACGAAUAUGACCUAG